This is a messenger RNA of Colletotrichum costaricense, 3345 nucleotides long. RefSeq lists its product as uncharacterized. Lineage: Eukaryota; Fungi; Ascomycota; Sordariomycetes; Glomerellales; Glomerellaceae. The record is from RefSeq and is a predicted model, not a curated record. Gene Ontology annotation, biological process: arachidonate metabolic process. The transcript has 3 exons. Gene Ontology annotation, cellular component: membrane. The coding region runs from base 1 to 3345 and encodes 1114 amino acids. Gene Ontology annotation, molecular function: ADP binding; protein binding.
AUGCUAGGUCGCAUGGGUAUGUCGACUGAGGAAGCCAUCAACGCAUACGAAAGUUUUGCAAAGGACGUUUUUCGAAAGAAGAACCGCAGGCGGUGGUGGAAUAGAACUUACAAAGAGGAAACACUCGUCAAGAUCAUACAAGACAACGUAACCAAGAAGAAGCUCGCAAAGACCACGAUGCUCGACGACACGAGGGAAAAGGGGCUUGCUUUUGUCUGCUCAGCCACAUAUGACGCCUACGAAGCCUACCUUUUCCGAACGUACAAAGGGAGCAGCAACUGCGCUCACAAUGUGGAAAUUUGGGAGGCGGCAAGGGCAACAUCAGCGGCACCGACAUUCUUCCACCCAAUCUCCAUCGAAGUCGAGUCGGAGAGGGACCAGUACGUCGACGGUGCUGUGACCUACAACAACCCGGCUCGCCUUGUGUUGAGUGAGGCCGAGUCCUACUUCGGUCCGAGGAGGACGUUGGGCUUUCUUCUCAGCUUGGGCACCGGACUGAAAGUCUCCGAUAAAAAAAUCAAUGUGGUUCCUCAAGGACAGCUUGUAGAUCGCCCAGUCGUGGCCAGGCAAGGCAGCGGCGCCCUCUUCUCAAGAGGCACGAUAAAGAUUCUCAAGCAUGCCAAAGCAUCGCUGACUGAUUCCGAGCCUGAGCACCAAGCCCUAGAGCAACGGUUCCAGAAAACAAACUACGCAUAUUGGCGGUUGAAUUUGGACCGGGGUGCUGCAGAUAUCAAGCUGAAUGAAUAUAAGAAAAUGGGAUUGUUGCGGGCGGCAACGGAGAAGUACUUACAAGACAUUGAAGUCUCGACCAACAUCGACAAGAUCGUCAGUAUGUUGCACAAGAAGGAGGGCGUCAACCUAUCUCUUGAUGCCGCAUGUCAUGCAGUAUCUGACGCAGCCUCGAAGCAAGCCCUUCAGCAAGAGGUUCAGAUCAACAGUAUUGCAAGCCCGCAAUUCACUGGCAGAUUAGACAUACUCAACAAGAUGGAACGACACUUUUACAAACGCCCAUCCGGAUCUUCACCCAGAAGACACCUCAGAAUUUGGGGCAUGGGAGGAGUUGGGAAGACGCAGAUUGUCCUCAGAUUUAGAGACUUGUACGGGUCGAGAUUUGAUCGUGUGUUUUGGAUUAACGCCGCCACGGAAGAUUCCAUCUUUGAGAGCUUCAGAUUGUUAACAGCUGAGAUUUUCGACGAAGAAGCUAGCAAGCCUAACAUCAAGAGAGUCCAGAAUUGGUUGGCGCAAAAUCAAACUGAAGAGUGGCUUCUAGUCUUCGACAACAACGACACAAUCGACGUGAGCCACCUUCUCCCCCCGGGAAACACUGGAAAUAUUCUUUUCACCAGCAGACGGAAAGACAUGUCACCCACUUUAGACGCCGACCAGACAUUCCCGGUCGACAUUAUGGACGCAGAGGAUGCAAUCACCCUAUUCCUUCGCGCCUCAAAAAGACAAAAGACAGGUUUCGGAGAUGAUGAAGACAGACACGCGAGAGCAAUCGUUCAUGAGCUUGGAUAUCUCCCGUUGGCCAUCGAUCAGGCCGGUUCCUAUAUUUACAACCAGGAGUGUUCAUUCGAAGACUAUUUCGUCGCUUUCCGGAAAGGCCGAAAAGAUAUUCUAGGAGACCCUAUGUACCCGGGAGUCUUUGAGCAUAAUCCCGCUGUAUAUGGUACAUUCGAGCUCUCGUAUGUGGCAUUGGAAAAGCUGUCACUGAAAAACAAUAGCCCAGGGCGGGCUGCCUUGAAUGCCCUUCGAAUUCUCAACAUCUUCUGCUUCUAUCAUAAUGAGAAGAUCACAAGUGCGAUUCUGGGGAGGGCAGCAAUUAGCAAAAGGAAGAAUCCCGAUCGCUUGCGUGGCGAAGGGGGCGACAAUGGCAUUGGGCCGCUUCCGCUGCUCAACACUACAGGAGAAGGCGAUUGGGAUCCAACCAAUUUCGAAAAUGGCAUCGCGACGCUGAGAAGCUAUUCCCUGAUCAAGAGGUCUGCUUUGGUCGGGUGGUGGUAUUCUAUGCAUGUUUUAGUGCACUCUUGGGCCAGAGACCGAAUGAAGCCCACUACUCUCGCCAUGCAACGCAGAGCAGCUGGGGAGAUACUCUAUCUUACGAUUCUGAGAAAUAAUAGCUUCGAUUCAGAGCUCUUUCGCCCCGAGGUGCUGCCGCAUAUGCAGGCAUGUUUCGAGCACGGGAACCUAGAGUUCAUGAAGUUGACAGGAGAAACUCACAGGGAAGGUGCCUUCUCAGGUGUGCUUAUGGCCCAGGGACUCUGGAACAAAGCUACAAAGGUCUUAGAGGAAAUCGUUUCCGCCAGCCAAGAGAUAUUCGAGCCUCAAGAGAUUGAUAGCAUAGCGGCCUCAUGGGAUCUGGCGAGGGCCUACCGAGAUUCCAGCAGGCUAAAAGAGUCUCAGGCUCUUUUCCAAGAUAUUCUACAAUUGCUUGCGGACCACCGUGAGUCUAAGGCCGCGUGCCGCCAUCAUCCUCGCAUUGGCAUCGACCUGGUCGAGGUGUAUAUUAUCCAAGCAAGAUACAAGGAGGCCAAAGAUUUGCUAGCUAUACUUCUAGAAUUAGGGGAGCAAGUCGGGCGAGACGGGGCCUGGUCCGGGGGCUGGUGGCGCAAAACUGUGAGAACGCUUGCAACCAUCUUCCGGAUGGAGGGUAAUGCUGAGAUGGCUUACCCUAUUGACCUUGAUUUCUUACGGUAUUGUGUGGAGAACAAGAUCCAUUCCCUUACAACGGCGAGCGCAUUGAGCAAUGUCGCCGCGUCGUGUUCAGCCUUGGGGGACCAUAUUGAAGCGGACCGGAUUUGGCGCGAUGUCCUUGCCAUGGAAGAGGGACGGGAAAAUAAGUCCAGGAUCUUGCCAGCAAAGCGAGAUGUCGCAACUGGGUACGCGAACCUGAAUCGGUUUGAAGAGGCAGAGAGAAUCUUGCGUGAGGUUCUUGAAGUGAGCGAGAACUUUCUUUGGAGGACGCAUCUCGAUACACUGGCAACGAUGGACCAGCUGGCGGGUGUGUUGGCUCGGUGUCACAAAACAGAGGAGGCUGUCCAGCUUUGGGAGGAAUGCCUAGAUGGUUGGGAGGAUAUUCUGCACAAGCAGCAUCCUCUCAAGCAGAGGACGAGGUGGGCGUUGGAAAAAAUAAGGAAUGGCGAUACCGGCCUCAUGCAAGAGGAUUUCCAGGCCGGUGGCAUUAUGUUUUCUGGAGGAUGCUAUUUCGUACCUAAGGAGGUGCCAAACCGGGAUCGUCGUUUGCUGACUUGGAUUCCAUCAUCAGAGGUUCUUGAGCCCCUCUUACCCCCCGAACUAGAGGAGGACGUCAAUGCGCGGAAUCCAACGAGAAGCGCCAAAGUGUAA